AAAGUGUGCAAAGUGUGUGAAAAAUGUGCAAAUACAAGAAUUUUUAUAUUGAUUUUCUUGGCCAAAAGAGCGAAAGAGCGAGCAAAAGGCAGCAGCAGAAGAAGAAGCAGCAACAGCACAAAGCUGCGCUGUAAGGCUUCUGCCGUGAGUGCGACUAAGAGGGCCAGACUUUGGACGACUGAAAAAGACAGCGAUACCGAGAAAAGUCAACAUCGUUUUGACCAGAAUGUCGUAGGGAUCAAAUAAAGAACCACCCAUAAAUAUCCAAAUUCUGGACAAUGCAACCGUUCAGCGACAGUUUAAGCAAAAGUCGCGAUGAUCUGGUCAACGUCGCCGCCGCCGCAUCCCGGCAACAACUUCACGGCCGAAGACGACAUCACGGCAGCAGUCCCAAUCUUUCCCUGGAUCAGACGGACAACCUGCGAAGGAGCAUGGCUUGCCUGCAGGAUGAGUUUGGUCACCUGGGUAUCGCCACCACGGACCUGCCCUUCAAGUCCCCCGAUCUGGACUCUCCUCCCCGGCUGCAGCAGCAUACCAACUAUGCGGAGAUCACGGACAGCAGCGCGGAGAACACGUGCCAACAGCGCUGGCCACCCCACGUGGGUGGAGCGGCGGCGGGCUUCGGCCAUCCGGACAAGCCGAUCGGCUGGAUGUACGGGCUCCUCGGAUGCAUGAAGCCCGUGCUCUCGUUUAUCGGAAAGUCGGGCGUCAUCGAGGUGAAGAGCCAACGGAGCGAAGACUGGCAGAUUCCCUUCGAGUCCAUCACGGACUUGGAGUGGCUCGGAAGCGGGGCGCAGGGAGCCGUCUUCAGCGGAAAGCUAAAGAACGAGAUUGUGGCCGUUAAGAAGGUUAAGGAACUAAAGGAAACGGACAUAAAGCAUCUGAGGAAGCUCGACCAUGAAAAUAUUAUUAAGUUUAAAGGAGUUUGCACUCAAUCGCCCGUGUUUUGCAUUAUUAUGGAGUUCUGUCCAUAUGGGCCUCUGCAGAAUAUACUGAAGGAGGAGCAAGUCAUGUUACCGUCCCGCUUGGUCUCUUGGUCGAAGCAAAUUGCCCUGGGCAUGCAGUAUCUGCAUUCCCACAAGAUCAUCCACAGAGAUCUAAAGAGCCCCAAUAUACUGAUAAGUACAAAUGAAGUGGUGAAGAUUAGCGACUUUGGCACAAGUCGCGAGUGGAACGAGAUCAGCACCAAGAUGAGUUUCGCCGGCACCGUGGCCUGGAUGGCACCGGAGGUGAUACGAAACGAGCCGUGUUCCGAAAAGGUGGACAUUUGGUCGUACGGCGUGGUGCUGUGGGAAAUGCUCACGUGCGAGAUCCCCUACAAGGAUGUGGACUCAUCGGCCAUUAUCUGGGGUGUGGGCAACAACUCGCUCAAGCUGUUGGUGCCCAGCACCUGUCCAGAGGGAUUCAAGUUGCUCGUCAAGCUCUGCUGGAAAAGCAAGCCCCGCAAUCGUCCAUCGUUCCGCCAGAUUCUCUCGCACCUGGACAUCGCCGGCCCGGAACUCCUAAGGAAAACAGAGAAGCAAUAUUUUGAGACGCAAAAGUCAUGGAAGGAGGAGGUCCGAUCGCACCUGAAGGAGAUCACCCAGAACGGCACUAGCAUACACAAGUACGAGCAAGACCUGAUUAAGAGGCGCACAGCCGAGUGGAGACACGCCCAAGACAUCCGGCUGGUUUACGAGAAGAAGCUGCAGAUGACAAACGAGCUCUUCUUCGAGCUUAGCGAGUGCAUGUCCCAGUUGCAGGAGAAGGAGAAGGAAAUCGCAGAACGUGAACGGAAGCUGCCAGGAAGCGGCUACAAGCCAACUCGACGUUUGGGGAACACACUCAGAAAAAUGCAGCAUUAUCGCCGACGACUGAAUCCGCCACAAGCAGUGAUUCAACAACAGUCAACCACGCCAGAUCCCGAGACUACGCCGGAGUCUCCUGUGAAGUGUAUGCUCUAUGCCCAACUGGACAGCAAUUGCCAACCGAAGUCGUACCUAGCCAACAUCAUCCCAGGCGGUGGCUUGGGCGGCACGAUGCCCAACAAAAACAAGAAGAACUUCCGGCACCGGCGCAACGGUUCCGGAUCCUUUGGUGCCCCACCCAAAUACAGUCCGACGCGAGAUCGUCGCUACCAGAGCGAGCCGGAGAACAGAAAGGUGCAGCUGGUAGAGCGGCACACCCAAACGGACGCCAUGGAUGUCAGUGAAACGGACAUAAGUCCCAGCGCUGAGGCUCCUCGCUCUCGGCCCAUCGAUGUGCCAGUUCCGAACCAUCGCCAGCUGCCACUCCAACUGCAACGGGUGCAGAAAAUUGCUCAAGCUCAGGCGCGGGCGCGGAGCGGAAGCACAUCAUCCGCCGCCGGUGCCCCGAACCCCGCUUGUCCCUCGAAUGGCAACUCGCUCAGCACCAGCGAGCUGACCUACCAGGAUGCCUGCUCCAGUCCCGAUCAGCUCAUCGACGACGUGAUGAACAGCAACGAGCGGUUGGACAUGACCGAGUGCUGCAGCGACAACGAAAACCUGGAGCGCCUGGGCCGCAAAGUCAUCGAAUUCAUCAACGAGAACCGCCUGUCCAUUCAGUCCAACACGAACUCCAACAGCAACACGGAGAACGGGAACGGGGGAGCUGUUCCCCUGGAGCUACGCGAAAGCGGCAACAGUCCGUGCUUAAGUCGGUGCAGCAGCACGCAGAGCAAACGGCGAAAGCAGCCUCUGGGGGACAACCCAAUCGGCAGUUCGGUAAGCAAUGCCAACGAAGAGUCCCAUGAGCAGGACAGCUGGUCGGAUGAGGAGGGUGAAACCACGGACUACAAGUGCGCCCUGAGGAGAAGAAGCAUUGGCCGACUGCCCAUUGGUCGGGGAAUGCGACUCCGCCGCAGCUACAAGGCCCCUCUCUCCCAGAAGCUUGCCAUCCAAAAACGCAACGUAGUGAUAGUCUCAGACGAGGAGGAGAACACCUCCGAGUACAGUCACUCGCCCUCGAGUCAGCACUCGACGCUGGAGAGCAAUACGGACAUUGCGUCGGCCAUGAAGAAAACACAGACCACAUCCACCUCAACGAACAGCUUCAGCGAACCCGAAGACGAUUCGAGCGACUCCAGUGACGAGGAGCAGGGCAAUCGGGCGGCUAAGCCCAAGGUUGAGGGUCCUACUUUGCCGAUGUCAGCCGUGCGCAGCAGCGAUAUUAUAUCAAUACCCACUUUUGAGGCUGAUGGCGCCGUCAAUAUGGUCUAACCUAGGACGAUACUUAGCCUAAGUGAGAACUCCUAAACUAAACCGGAACUAGAGUUGUCCAUGUUACCCAGCAAAACUGUCUCCUAUAUACUCAACGAGAAAUCGCCCCAAAUUGUAUGGUAUUAUCUAUGUUCAUGUCCAGAUCUAUAAACCAUCUAAUUUAUAUGUAAACUUGUAAGUGCAAGAUCGUCUCCAAGCGUUGACCGUUUCGGAAAGAAGAACCUUUUGGGUUGGGGCAAUCUUCAUUCGUGUCGUACUCGUAUCAUAUGCAUUUCCUAUUUUGCUGAAUAUAAUUUUGCAUUAGACUUAUUAUAAUUACUACUAUUCUUGUCCUUAGAGAGCUGCCUUUGUAAUAUAUUUAAAAAAUGCCCUGAUUGUACAUGUAAUUUUAACCAUUAAGCUUAGUUUUUGUUUCGAUAAUAAGAGCUUACACCACUACACAAAAGAACAACAAACGCUCCCACAAAAAACCGAACUACAAAGCCACAAAUUAAUAGAAUUGGCCUCAGGCAUAAACUAGUAAAGAAAGGAAAGAGGAGAAAUAGUCAGGGAUAUUUUUUAUAAAACAAAAUUUGCUAAGAACCUGUGAGGGAAGUGUUUUAGAAAGCGCAUUGUACGUUUAUUUUGUAGAUGCAUUCGGACAGGAGUUUCCCAAUUAUGCGGGGAACUUACAGUUCGAUCAACCGAAAAUCUUACUUUCUAUAUGCACAAAAUUCGAAGCUUCAGUGCCUUAAUGCAAACACAACAAAAAGAAAUGGGAAUAAUUUUUGGAAAAAACUAAAUGAUAAUCUGGUAGAUCUGACCGCGGCUAUGACGCGGCAAUGAACGCUUUCUAGACCUCAUUGGCAACUUAUUGGGCAGAUAUAGUGUGUGGUCAAAACGUUUCGCCCUCUGGAAAUCGUUCAUCAGCUGCAAAACGAAUUACAAAUUUAAUAUAAUUCUAUAUACACUCAAUAUAUAUAUUCUAUAUAUUUACACACUAGUUGGAUGUUUAGCUUCGUAAGAUAUGUCGUUUGCUUGGGCGCGACUUUUCUCUACAUUAUGUAAAUGUACUCCAUAUUAAGUUUAAUUUUAACGACUCAUACGAAUUAGCAAUAAUAAUAAAAUGAUAUGUAAAAAAGCUGAAAA
This is a messenger RNA of Drosophila ficusphila, 4346 nucleotides long. It is a transcript of the gene wnd, whose product is annotated as mitogen-activated protein kinase kinase kinase 13-B. The record is from RefSeq and is a predicted model, not a curated record. Bases 279 to 3218 code for a protein of 979 amino acids. Gene Ontology annotation, molecular function: ATP binding; JUN kinase kinase kinase activity. Gene Ontology annotation, biological process: protein autophosphorylation. The transcript has 8 exons. Lineage: Eukaryota; Metazoa; Arthropoda; Insecta; Diptera; Drosophilidae.